GUUGUUUUUUUGUUAUCAAAACUACACCAAGUUCAUUUUUACUUUGAAUAGGGCUCCGAGAAUCUCAGGUUCGGUUCUGUUUGAUUCUAAACCGAAUCUCUUUGUAUACCGAACGAAAACCGAAUAAAUCAAAUAAAUAUUAAAUAGAUAAUGGGACCUCAGAGCAAGUGCAACAGCGGUCCAUGUCGGAUCCUUAGCGCUAAUCCUUAGCUUAGGGUUAAUAUAAUAAUAUUAAUUAUCCGUGUAAACCUAAGGAUUGCCCCGUCGAGAAGGAUUUUAAGGGGCUGAUCCUUGAGUACGUGUCCUCUUCUAACUGGGUGGGCGUCGGUUUGUGUUUCGUUGGGUCAAGCGAGAAAUCUCAUUCUCGACCGAAACCGUAGAAAAAAAAAUCAUCUGGAGAGAAAGGCGAUUCAUCUCUCUUUCGUUUUUGGUAAAUCUUUCUCUAAAAUCGUUGAUUUUCGCUAAAUUAGAUCAGUUAUCUUCUUGUUUCCUCUCAAUCGGGUUGGAUCAUGGGGGUUUAUAUCGAUUUCGUUUAAUGAUUGAAAUGAGGGUUUUUAAAAAUUUUGGGGAUAAAUCGAUUUAGGGAGAGGGUUCGUUUGUAUAUAGGGUUUCAGAUCGAUUUUGGUUUCAAUCGGAAGCGGAUCUUCUCUUUUUUUUCUUACACGGAUUGAAAUCCCAUAUUGGUUUCAAUGUCGGAUCUAGUUGAUUUGUUUGAUCUUGUUGAAUCGAUAUGUUCAUUUUAAGGGAGUAUUCUUGGGGUUCAGUUAAAUCACUACUCGGUCGUAUAUAUGCGAGUGUUUUUGCGAAUGUAAUAAGUAAUCGGUUCUAAUUGAUUCACAGUUCUUCACUUCUUUCAGGUUAAAGAAAAUGGGACAAGAUUACAGCUACAUCCAGCCCUCUUCAUCAUCAGACUCUCUGGACAUAACCUCCCUUCUUGAAGCCGAAGCUCACAUUUACGCGGAUGAAACUGACAGUAGCAACCGCAAUGCAAUGCCGGUUCAGUACCCACGUCAACCAGAGGCUGAUGAUGGAAUCCCCACGACAUGCUACUGUGGAGCUCAGCCUGUUCUCGGCUGCUCUUACACUCCUAAAGACCCAUACAGAAGGUACUUUACGUGCGAUAAUGCUGAUGAUGGAGACUGCCACGUUUGGAAAUGGUGGGAAGUGGCAGUCAUGGAGGAGAUGAGGGAGUUUCAGAGGCAACUUAGUGAUCUUAAGAAGACGGUAGAUGAGAGUGUGCAGAAGCGCCUUAACCUUGAGAAGACGGUAGAUGAGCUUUCAAAGAAGAAAGCAUGAAUUAAGCUAAUGGUCUGUCUAUUAGUCUUAAUAGGUUUGGUGUUAGUGAUUCUGCGAGGUUAGUUUAUGUCCUCUUAUUUAAUUGCAUAUUCUUAGAGGCUUUUGUAAAACGUUUGAAUGUUUAUCUCAUGUUUUUUCAGGAAUUGUUGCAAAGGUUUCUAAGGAGAGUGGCGUUUGUCAGAAUUAUCUGUAAUAAUGUAUUAUUUCUUUUUAAAAAUUAGUACUCUUGUUGUGUUUGAAAUGAAGGUUAAAAUUAGUACUCUAGUUGUGUUUGAAAAGAAAUGGUGUCCGAUGCUAUUUGUUUGGUUUGUAUUGGCAUCAUUUGAUUGGCUUUUAUUACUUAGUUUGAUAGGUAUUUACUCGGAUUAGAAUAGGUGUUAAUGUAACUUA
Molecule: messenger RNA, 1686 nt
Organism: Brassica napus (rape)
Lineage: Eukaryota; Viridiplantae; Streptophyta; Magnoliopsida; Brassicales; Brassicaceae
Exons: 1
Coding region: 868-1296 (142 amino acids)
Source: RefSeq, a predicted model, not a curated record